Molecule: messenger RNA, 765 nt
Organism: Triticum turgidum subsp. durum (durum wheat)
Lineage: Eukaryota; Viridiplantae; Streptophyta; Magnoliopsida; Poales; Poaceae
Source: the annotation of a GenBank genome assembly
AUGGAAGAAGACAACGCUGAGGCAGUGGGUGUGGAUGAGGAUGGUGACGAUGAUAUGCCUGACCUCGAGUCUCUUAAUUAUGACGAUCUUGACAGUGUCUCAAAACUACAUAAGACACAACGUUAUAUUGACAUAAUGCAAAAAGUCGAAGGAGCGCUUGAGAAAGGCACAGAUUUGUCUAAUCAAGGGUUCAUCCUGGAGGAGGAUCCAGAGUACCAGCUCAUUGUAGAUUGCAAUGCUUUAUCAGUAGAUAUUGAGAAUGAACUCAUUAUAGUCCAUAAUUUCAUACGUGAUAAGUAUCGGCUGAAGUUUCCUGAACUGGAAUCCCUUGUUCAUCAUCCGAUUGAUUAUGCCCAUGUUGUUAAGAAGAUCGCCAAUGAGAUGGAUUCAACACUAGUAGAUCUGGAAGGGCUUUUACCUUCUGCAGUUAUAAUGGUUGUCUCUGUAACAGCGUUGACAACUAGUGGGAAGCCUCUUUCUGAGGAGAAUUUGGUAAAAACCAUUGAAGCAUGUUACAGAGCCCUUAAUCUUGAUGCUGCAAAGAAGAAGGUGCUUGAUUUUGUUGAGGGUAGAAUGGGUUACAUCGCACCAAACCUUUCUGGCAUUGUUGGCAGUGCUGUUGCUGCUAAACUGAUGGGGAUUGCUGGUGGUUUGGGAGCACUGGCAAAAAUGCCUGCUUGCAAUGUUCAGUUACUUGGAGGAAAGAAGAAAACCUUACUGGAUUUUCUACUGCCACAUCUCUCAGUUUCGUGUUGGCUAUCUUGA